AUGGCGACACCAAUGCCAACUACCGGAAAACUUCAAUCAAAUCCAGGAGAAAAAUCAGUAGAUCAAAAAUUAUAUAGAUCUAUGAUAGGAAGCUUGUUUUACUUGACUGCAACAAGACCAGACAUUGCCUUUAGUGUAAGAUGUUGUGCAAGAUUUCAAGCAGAUCCCAGAGAACCACAUCUAAAAGCUGUAAAACGAAUCAUUCGAUACAUUAAUGGUACCCUGGAUUAUGGUUUAUUAUAUUCUAUGGAUACAAACAACAAUCUCGUUGCCUACUCAGAUGCUGAUUGGGCAGGAUGUGUAGAAGACCGAAAAAGCACCUCUGGCGGAUGCUUCUAUGCUGGGAAAAAUCUUGUAGCCUGGCACAGCAAGAAACAAAACUCACAGUCCUUGUCGACAUGUGAAGCAUAA
Messenger RNA from Papaver somniferum (opium poppy), 411 nucleotides. RefSeq lists its product as uncharacterized. The transcript has a single exon. The record is from RefSeq and is a predicted model, not a curated record. NCBI's taxonomy places the organism in Eukaryota, Viridiplantae, Streptophyta, Magnoliopsida, Ranunculales, Papaveraceae. Bases 1 to 411 code for a protein of 136 amino acids.